Messenger RNA from Marchantia polymorpha subsp. ruderalis, 4125 nucleotides. Lineage: Eukaryota; Viridiplantae; Streptophyta; Marchantiopsida; Marchantiales; Marchantiaceae. The record is from the annotation of a GenBank genome assembly.
AUGGCGGGUAGUGCCUUGUGUCGAUUAUCUUUGCGACUGAAAUUGGGGAGCAGAAGCACAAUGUAUUGGGCUGUAAUUUUUUCUGGUGUCUUACUCUCGAACCUUAUUCUCUCCCCAGUCCUCUCGCAGUCUACUGUGGCUUCUCCAGAAGGUGAGUCUGUAAAGUGGCUUUCCAGAAGUCUUUCUCAAGAGAAGGUGAUCAUCACCGCCGACGUUAAUUACAACGAGAGCUCACCUAGCUUGCCGAAUGGCGAACAGUUGAAAACUGCUCUGGUGUUUCUUCCUAUCCAAAUGACACGCUCGAAGUUUUGCUACAACUUGCCAAUUGCAUUUAACGCAACUGAAGGAUCACGAAAUUAUCUUCUUCGAGUUAUGUUUCCCAGUCAAAAUUUGACUGUGAAUGGAACUGCAUUAUCGGGAUAUGCCACUCGGUUCUACCUUACUGUCGACUCCACCUACAUCACCACAAUCGAGCUACUGCCAUCUAUGCCGCAAACAAUCGAGCUGGUCGUCUCUUCAAUGGAUAACAGAUUUUACGUUUGUCUCGUGCCCUUGGAAGACAAGUCCUCAAUGCCAGCUAUCUCAACUCUGGAGUUGCGUCCGUUCAAUCCAGAUUCCUAUGGCAGAACUGGUCAGUCGAAAGAAAAGCAGCAGUCGAGCUAUCUCAUGCUCGUUGAUCGUUUGGACUUCGGAGGAAUACUUGACACUGAGUCGGCUCCUCUCAGGUAUCCCGCAGACCCUUUCGAUCGUAUAUGGUUAUCCCCACGAAUUCCCGAAGGAGCGCAGUUUGAGGCUUACAACAGGACCGAAGAUGCAAACCUUGGGUAUGGCGGGGACAGUGUUUACUUCCCUAGUGCAGUGAUGAGAUCGAUAUGGAGGGGAAGAAAUUUGUCGUCCACCAUUAACUUUGACGUUUAUGUGAAGAGGGCUAAAGCCCGCCGUCCACUACCAACAUUCUGGUUCCAGAUGUUAUAUUCAAACGUAGUUUCUGGAGCUGUGAAUCCUCAUCAAUCCGUCAGACAAAUCGACGGUGAUCUAGCUUCGGUCUGGUCGCCGUUUGAGGUACCCAUUACUCCCGGUUUUGUUCAGAUAAUGAGCCUCGACCAGGUCAUCGGUAGCGAUUCGCUUACAAUCACAAUUGAACCAAAUGGAACCACAGAAGCACCUGUUCUGAUAAAUGCAGCCGAGAUUCAUGGUGAGUUUGCAGCAGUGGCAGUGAGAACUUCAAAAGUUGAUGUGGAUGCAGUCAGGAAGCUUUAUCCCAAUUUCGCAUCAAGUUCUGUAGACACAGCUGGCGAUCCGUGCUUGCCAGUUCCUUGGGGCUGGCUAGUUUGUAGUAUCGAGUUGCCCCCUACAAUAACCCAAAUAAAUCUUACUGGCGAAGGUGUGGCCGGUGUAUUACCUAGUGUAUUUGGAGCACUGAGUCAAUUGACGAUUUUAGAUCUGUCUGAAAACAAUUUCGACGGGUAUUUCCCUGAUUCUCUUGGAGGAAUCCGCACACUCAGAGAACUGAACUUGGGACACAACAAGCUGCAUGGAGAGUUACCAUUAUUCAGCGCAAAAUCACUUGACAAUCUGGUAAUGCUAUCACUGUCCAGCAAUAUGUUCAGGGGGACACUGGAUUCAUUAAUGGAAGCAUUAGACGAAUCGAUUCAAAACUUAGACCUCAGCAAUAACAAAUUCGUCGGAGCUGUACCUUGGAAUAUAGAAGUGCUAGAAAACUUGGAGACUUUGGAUAUGUCCAACAACCAAUUGUCGAGCGAGUUAGCAGUCAACUUCAGUAAGCUCAGGAAUUUGAAAAAUCUGAACUUGAGCCUUAAUAAUCUGAACGGUACAUUGCCUGACAGCAUUUGGAACAGUCGCAAUCUUCAAUUUGUAGACCUCAGCAAUAACAAAUUCGUCGGACCCGUACCUGGGAAUAUAGAACUGCUAGAAAACUUGGAGAAUUUGGAUAUGUCCAACAAUCAAUUGUCGAGCGAGUUAGAAGUCAACUUCAGUAAGCUCAGGAAUUUGAAAACUCUGAACUUGAGCCUGAAUAAACUGAAAGGUACAGUGCCUGACAGCAUCUGGCCUGACAGCAUAUAUAACAAUCGCAAUCUUCAAUUUGUGAAUUUGAGAAACAACAGCUUUGUGGAAUUGAAUCUUACAACAUGGUAUAAGAGGGUUGCCGAAGGCAAAAGUCUCGAUGCUCCUCGAAUUCAGCUGCGUUUGGCUGGAAAUCAAAUACACCGCAUUAUUUCACCGAGCCUUCAAACUUUAGAGAGUAUAAUAGUAGCGCCACCUUCACUAUCUGAGCAGCUGCUCUCGAUACAGUCUCCACAAACUUUUAUCUUGCUUGGAGAUAAUCCGUGGUGCCUCAAUGAUAAUGACGGAGUGAAUUUAGCGUUCAUCAAAAAAUACAUGUGCCGAUCUGACGAGCAUGAGAACUUCUGGCCUUCCCCAUCACACGAUGGUGUCCAAACAGGAGUACUAAUUCCCGUGGGCGUGGUAUCUGGAAUUUUCGUGUUACUUCUGAGUUGUUUAAUCAUAUUCUUCACGUGGAAAAUGCGAAGACGCAGUCGUGAAAUUCAACAGAUACAAGAAGCUUUAGCAAAAGAGCACGUGAAGCCACCGUUUUUCAGCUACGUUGAACUCAAAACGGCUACACACAGUUUCUCAAGUUCCAACGAGUUAGGAAAAGGUGGAUUUGGCACUGUUUACAAGGCUGAACUAGGAGAUGGGAGUGUUGUUGCUGUGAAGAGACUUACUCCGACUAAGCAGAGUACAUCGGACUUCUUGAAAGAAAUGGUAAACAUCUCGGGUAUCAAACAUAGACAUCUGAUUCAACUGAAGGGAUGUUGUGUAAGAGAGAAUCAGCAACGAAUGCUGAUUUACGAAUACGCGGAGAACAAGAGCCUCGCAGAAGCACUGUUUGGUUCAGAUCCUCAAUGUGCGACCGUCUUGAACUGGAAACAACGUUACAACAUAUGCUUGGGCAUAGCCCGUGGACUUGCGUACUUACAUGAAGAAUUGCAGCCGGGUAUGAUUCACAGAGACAUAAAGCCGGAAAACAUUCUUCUGGACAAGAAUUACGACGCAAAGAUUGCCGACUUUGGACUCGUCCGGCCCGCUAAUGAUUCAAAUCACACUCUAUUCACCAUGAACAUUGGAGGAACUAGGGGCUACUUUUCACCAGAGUAUGCACUAGAAGGCGUCGUUUCCGAGAAACUGGAUGUGUUUAGCUUUGGUGUUGUCUUGCUGGAAAUCGUUGCUGGAAGACCGUGCAUCGAUCUGAAGAUGCCACAGGAACAAAGUAUCCUACGCUCCUGGGCUGCAACGUUGUACACGGAAGGCAAGGUUUUGAACCUGGUCGAUAAAAGAUUGGAGGGCGAUUACGACGAAGAAGAAGUCCUGCUCGUGGUGGACAUGGCUCUGUCUUGUCUGCAAACAGAUCCCAAGAAACGCGCAACGAUGUCUCAACUGGUGAACGUCCUCAUGAAGAACUCAAAUGCAAGUGUAGCUGCGGACAUCGUCAACGAGCUAAAAUCCCAGACACCAUACGCGUCGAGCAUACCAGAGGACGAACACUACGUGGACACCUAUGCUGGUAGCCAAGGCGUUCAAGGAGAAUCAGACGAACUUUCUUUCAUGUCAUCAUUUGCCACCGAUUCACAAGUCUCGGUUAGGGUGCCUCGAUAGUGCGUACAUGAGCACAUGCCGUAUCUCAAGUUCCUAGAUUAGGUCGUCUGUACCCUAUGUUCUCUUCCAGAUAUCUCAAUUGACAUUACCUUUGCGUGUGCCCUUGAGCCAAAGACGUAGGGAGACCAGUGUUUAACUUGAACAAGAAUCUAUUUACUUUAUUCUCCGUCUACUUUCAAGCAACUGCAUUCCGAUCGUAAAUUAUACGAGGGUGACAAAAUUUAAUACUCUAUGUAAUUUCAAGCAUCUGCAUUACUUAUUAGUUAAACUUGCUAGUUAGAUUAGUUAGUUGCUAGCUAGCUACUACCUGUCAAUAUAGAUUCUGGAUUGAAUACUGCCUCAUUUAGAAACCAGAAUGAUGUAUGAGAGAAAAAAUAUAAAUGUGAAGUCAUCAUUGUAGUCAUUCUUUCUAAACUCUGGAUGGCAAUAAAAUAUGUAUUUAAACUC